Rhagoletis zephyria (snowberry fruit fly) is the source of this 1066-nucleotide messenger RNA. RefSeq names its product ecdysone-induced protein 74EF-like. NCBI's taxonomy places the organism in Eukaryota, Metazoa, Arthropoda, Insecta, Diptera, Tephritidae. The record is from RefSeq and is a predicted model, not a curated record.
CAUACAUUUGUAUGUAAAUAUACUUACAUAUCAGUCAUAAUGUACUUUCCCUGCCAAGCGCAAACAACCGUAAACAAAAGCAACAGAAGCAAAGGCACCAAUUACUACAUACACGUGGUACAGGCCGGCGUUGCGCCAUAUCCAGGCGCUCCGGCUGGCUACCCACCGGCCGGGGCACAGGUCGGCACCACCAACCCGGAUAGCCUCUCAAUGGCAGUGGCGGCCAUCAAAACUGAGUCCGUGUCACAAAUGAAGCCCGAAGGUGGAACUGCCGCUUCAGCUGCCGCAAAUGCAGCCACAUCGGCCGCUGCCAUACAGAUGUACAUGCAACAGAAGAAGACAAAUCUGCCAACGGCAUCAUCACAGUUCAACGGCUGCAACAACACAUCCAUCUCAGCGGCCACAGCAACAACUACGACGACAGCGGGUAUCGUGAAUUCGCCUCUGCUAGGCGGCGUUCCUGCGCAACAACACAAUGGCGGCCUUGGGAUCGCGCUUAGCAAUGGGCUGUCGGCCGCCGCCAUGAAUGGUCUUGAGCACAAACAUCAACAGCACCAGCACCAGCACCAGCUGCACCAGCAACAACAGUUGCAAAUGCUGCAGCAUCACCGAUCUCAUCCUCACUUCAGCCACCAAAUGCACCUGCAGCAGACACAACAGCAACCCCCGCAGUCACAGCCACUGACGCCGGCAACGACUCCGACUCCGACUCCGACUCUGACUCCGACGCCAAAUUUGACGCUGGCGUCUUCGCAGGCCCAGUCGCAGCCGCAGCCGCAACCGCAACCGCAACCGCAAAGUAUUGUUAUAGUGAGUGUUGUUGCUAUAAUAGCAAAGAAUCGCACAAGGCAUUGCUGUGCGCGCAUCGGCCAAGUGCCGCACUUGCCGCAGAUGAUGCCUUAUGCCACACCUGUCACCUGUCACACAUCCACGUACUAGUACGCAAGUUCUCUUUGCAUCCACGCUCGUGCUCAUGUAAACUAUUCGUAUUCGUACUUAGCUACUACUACUACUACUACUACAUACAUACAUAUAUAUAUAUGUAUAUAUAUAUACUAUAUAUAUG